UGGGACACUGUAGUCCCGCGGCGGCGCGCUGUCGCCAUGUCACCUAGAGAGAAACAUUUAGCGCUGCUCUCCGUUUUAGCCCUCCUGACUGUCGCCUUUUAUUAUAUCCCCUCUUUCCUUUAUGCAACUUUAAUCCUAGGCUUUUGUGGUUUUGCGUGUUAUUAUCGCAGCGGGGAACCUCUUCCCGCCAGGUUAGGCCGGAAUCCGCGGCGUUUCCUGAGCGUUCCGGCCGCGCUCCGGCGCUGGUUGGCGGACUUUGGGGCGAGCGGGCUGUCGGUGACCGCCCGGGGGAAAGCGAGGUUCAGCAGCAGCAGCAGAAGAAGAGCAGACCUGCAGGAGACAGAGGGACACUUCAGACAGAGACCCGGGGAAAGCGGGUUUUAUCGCAGGGAGGCUUUAGCCCGGGACUCGUUUAUGUUCAGCCCCCGGGAUUUCCUCAUGGGGAGUUACAUCGUGAAGCCCGACAGCCCCGGGAGGCCCCGGAGGAACCCCCGGGAGCAGCUGCGGGAGAAGCUGUCCAGACCCAAUUAUGCAGUCCACACUCCCAACAGGAGGCUUUCCUUCCAUGGGGAGACACCGGGUACACCGGGCAGGUUCACCAUCACCCCACAGCGUCACUACCCCCUGCAGCAGCCAGGUGUUUCAUCAGUGGGAGUCCUCCCUCCUACGAGUUGGGACGGCUUCAGAAAGAAAAGCAUCUUGAGCCCUCGUAAUUUCCCGGCUGCCCUCAGUCCAGUCACUGUGAAGAUUGCCAGACCCGACCACAGCAGCCCCAGAAUGGAUCAUCUGAGCUGUGCUGAGGUCACCAGGACCCCUGCAGACCCCUGCUCCAAAGAGAGUGUCCUCAGGGUGUUGAAGGAAAGCCGUAAGAGGGAUGUGGAGGAUGAGGACAGGAGCUUCACAACAGAACAGAAAAGCAAAAGAAGGCGCAAUGACAGUGGUGGAAGUGCACACUCUGCUUUUGAGUCUCUUUUGCCCAACGGAGCACCGUCACAACUUAUUCCUAAGCCAGGAAGCCUGAAAAGAGGGAUGACCUCUGCGGCGGAGGAUUCAAUCAUGAAGAGGUCUCGCACCUCCUCCAUUAGUUCCGGGACUGCGCUCCACGCCUCAAGAGGAAGCUCGGGCACCAGGAGAAAUGCUAUCCAAAGUUCUUACAGCUCCUCUAUGGGUCUCAGUCAGGGUAGGAAAACAUCAGCACCCAGCUCUGCUCUCUCUAGUCCUGGCUCAUCUCGCUCCCAAACUCCAGAGGGAGUCUCCAAAAGACCCAGGGAGGAGGACACCCAAUCUCCCAGCUCAGCAUCUUCAGUGAAGUCAGAUCACAACACAUCUGACCGGAUACACACUACUUCAAACCUGACUCCAAUCCCCAAAGUCCCAGUCACCACCUCAACAAACUCUGCUGGUAGUGGUGGGAAGAGAAAACGGAAGAUCCAGCUGGUAUCCAGCCACCGGGAUGAUCAGAUCACCCUGCCUCCGCCUCCCGAGUUGGGUUACACGGUCACUGCAAAAGAUCUUGAUGAAGAGAAAAAGGCUGCCAUCAGUAAGAUUCAGAAGGUCCUCGAGACCCCCGCUCCAGAACCAGAGAAGGCUGCAGCUCCCCCAGCAGCCACUUCCACUCAGCCGCCUUCCUCCACCAGUUCUACCACCACCACCCUGAGCAGCCUUCUUGCAGCUCCCUUGUCCACAAUGUCCAGCACAAACAUCCCAGUUAUCAACCUGGAUUCCAGUCCAGCCCCCAAAGUCAGCACAGCUCCUGCAAUCUCCAACCCACUUCUGGAGGCUCUGAAGAUGAAGACUAUUACUCCUGCUAGCUCCAUCUCUGCUGCCAGUACAAUCACAGUGUCUGUGUCAGCGACACCUGUGCCAGCCGGCAGCUUAAACCUGAAAGGAUCAAGUGCAGCCCCGCAGCUCGCCCCUACUUCCCAGUCCUCCCCUGGUGGGGUGGGGGGACCGUCUGCCUUCUCCCAGCUGCUGAGCCAGGUGUCCAAAGCUCCCACCAGCGCACCUGCACCAGUAGCAACCCUGUUUGGCCUGUCCAGCCAGGUCAGCUCCCCCUCAUCGUCUUUGGCCUCUCCCCAAGUCACUGCUACUCUUACCCCGGUCACUGCUGCUGCUGCUGCCGCCCCGGCUAGCAGCUCUGGGCCCGUCAGUAACACCAACCCACUGCUGGCAUCGGGGUUCAAGCCCAUCUUUCCCGCUACCACCACCAGCUCCCCGGCUACAUCCUCUUCCGAAAUCAAAGCUUCCAUCCAAAAUUUUAAGCCCAUCUUUGGAGACGCCACAGCCACAGCAGCUGCAGCUUUUGCACAACCCACAUCCCUCACAACCGCAUCUACAGCCUCUACAACUCCUGCGAGUAGUACACCGUCAAUGUUUGGUGUAUCGACAAGUAGCACCACAGCCGCCCCUCCUCCUUAUCCCGGCUUUAACACCUCUGGUAGCCUCGCCGCCGCCGCCGCAGGUUCCAUCACCACUGCUCAGCCUGCAGCUACGAUGGCUGUAAAAACCCUCUUUGGAAACUGGUCCAAGCCAUCUACGACGAGUAGCAGCGCGGCCUCAGUGCAACCUCUAAAUACAGGGAGCACGUUUUCCUUCGGAGCUGCGACCACAGGGACCACAGCAGCUGCUCCUGCUGCUCCUGCUGUCGCCACCACCGCCUCCACCCAGGGAGCCUUCACAUUUGGGGCCACACAACCCAACCCCCAAGCUUCCACCCAGAAAGUAUUUAGCUUUGGACAGACAGCUCCCACCCAGAAUACAACCACCGCUUCAUUCGGCGGCUUUGCCAUGGCCACCACGGCUUCCACCGCUGCUGCCACCUCCGCCCCCCAGUCCACCUUCGCCUUUGGAAAGCCGGCUUUUGACGCAGCAGCAGCAGCAGCAGCACCACCUUCUUUUGCACCGCCACCUUCUUUUGGUUCUACAGCAGCACAACCAAAACCGUUCACCUUCGGGAACAGCGGUUCCUCGGCCCCAGCCUCCUCUAACCCGGCCCCAGCCCCGGCCCCGGCUCCCUUCACUUUUGGGGCAGCAGCCACGACCACAGCAACAACCUUUGGUACCCCGGCCAAACCCACAUUCGGAGCUAGCUCUACUGGUUUUGCUUUCGGCGCCACCCAAGCUCCUUCGGCUCCACCCAGUUUUGGUGCAGCCACUCAGACUCAGAGCUCCUCGUCAUCCACCUUCACGUUCGGUGGUGCUGCUCCUCAGCCGGCCCCCGCCGGCCCCGCACAGCCGGCUACCGGCGGGUUUAACUUUGCUCCCAGUAUGCCGUGCCCCCAGUUUGGGACACCAGUUUCUAAUCCUCCCGCACCGCAGAUGGGAAGCUUCAACUUUGGGGCAGCAGCAACAGACAAACCCGCUUUUGGAACAUCUACGCCAUCAUUUGGCCAGAGUGCUGCUGCUGCUCCCAUUCCUUUUGGAAGUCCUGGAACGCCUGUCCAAGGAUUCAACCCUCCCGUUCAACAGUUUGGGACUCCAGCAACUCCCUCCUUCUCCAUCGGAGCCGGAUCGAGACCGUCUGGAGCACGGCAGAGGCUUCAAGCACGAAGGCAACACAAUAGAAAGAAGUAAUCUGCUCCACCUCCGUCGGGGACUUCAGCUGUUGCUGCCACGGCUAACCGGGCAAACGUUGCUCCGUUUCCACCCCAGCAUCUCCCAGUCAGGCCGCCUCCAUGCCCUCUGCUUUCUCCCCCUCCUCCGGUGGGUUGUGCUGUCCCAGAGCAGCUGGAAGGGGCACAUCGGCGCGAUGUGCUGCCGGGAUAACUACACGGGCCAAUGAGGGAAUGUAGCCGCAGGGAGAAGAAACCCAUAGCAAUGUACUAUACUUGAAGAGAGAGAAGACAGUUUAAUAGUCUGAUUGUGAACAAAAAAACAUAUCCAAAGUUCUCUUUUUUUUUUUUCUCCCUUUUUAAAGUUCACGGACACUCGCAUUGAGUCGUCUUAAGGAAGAAAUUUGAGCCAGGCAGAGACACAGAGCCUCGGCUCAAAUAUUUAUUUUUUUACGCGCCACUCUUGCUGGUUUGUAUGUUACCAUUCAAGUAAAUUCUCCGAGUCUGAGUGCGGGGAAUGCUCCGCUGAUUUAAAUGAGGUACACAACACUGCAGUGUAAAUGUAAAGUGAAUGAGAUGUUUGCAUUUAAAUUAUUUUUUUAAUUGGCUCUCUGACCCUGUGAAGGAAUGUGUUUCUGUACUUAAAGGGCAACUUAGUAAAUGUCUUAAUGUA
Messenger RNA from Cololabis saira (Pacific saury), 4224 nucleotides. It is a transcript of the gene pom121, whose product is annotated as POM121 transmembrane nucleoporin. Gene Ontology annotation, biological process: RNA export from nucleus; protein import into nucleus. Gene Ontology annotation, molecular function: structural constituent of nuclear pore. The annotation marks the transcript as partial. The record is from RefSeq and is a predicted model, not a curated record. The transcript is spliced from 14 exons. NCBI's taxonomy places the organism in Eukaryota, Metazoa, Chordata, Actinopteri, Beloniformes, Belonidae. Gene Ontology annotation, cellular component: nuclear pore.